GUGUAUCCACAUUUUUAUGACAUUAAAGUAAAUUGAAAGCCAAUUAGUAUAAUUGUCGGGUGCUAGAAAACAUAUGGGUAACACGACAGUGCAAUUUUAUUAAACUAUACACAAUAAACGUUAGCAACAGUCGAUAAUAAUUAGUAAAACUAGCGCGACUAGAAAGCUAUAUAAAUUAACGGCAACGAAACACGAAACGAAAACAUCGAAGAUGUACAUUCCAUACAUUUUUUUGGUAUAUAACUUUCGUUAGGCGACUGCAUUAUUUUAACUUCGUCAAUGAAUGGGAUAACGAAUAAACACCAAAAUGAAAUUAUGUAUGGGAAACGAUUUGUACAUUUUUCGGUUGGACAUUUUAAUUAAUAAUUUUACUUAUAUCAAUAUCGACGUGCGAUGCAUAGGUAGUGUUCAUUAUCUUUAGCUUACCUUUCGUGAGACGGGAACUUUUUGCGUAUAUAUCCAAGGAGUUUGUGUAUAUUUUUACUGUUCUGAUAGAAAUCGUACCAGGUUGUCUCCGAACUUUUCAAUUUCGGUCACUAAAUUGUGUUGAAACAAAUUUCGAUGAAUUAUAACAGGGUCAUGUCAACCACUAAGCUCCAAACGUUAACAAGUGCAGAAGAAAACUUUCUGGCAUCCUUAUCGACCAGAAAAUCCGUCAACAAUCGCAAAAACGCAUCGAAGCUGAAACUUGAAAAGUUCACAGGAUGUGUUUCAGUUGUCAGCACAUCAAUCCCUGGGACGACCACUCAAGAGACCAUUGCAUUAAAUAAAAAUCUAAACUCUAGUACGCCCCGUAAUAUUUCAAAUUCAAUGGCAACACAAAGUAUACCAACCGCAAUUGAUAAAAAAAACGAUAAAUUGGAAAAAUCCAAAAAGAGCACGUUACGCAGACAUGAUAUAACGAACAUCCAAGAGGAACAAACAAACUGCAGAUAUUGCAGCAAGCCUGUGUAUAAGAUGGAGGAAAUAAAGGCCGAAGGACAAAUUUACCACAAAGCAUGUUUCCGUUGUAACAAAUGCUCCAAACAACUCAAAGUUGACAACUAUCAGAGCCAUGAGGGCGUACUAUACUGUCUUGUGCACUUCAAAUUGAUUUUUGCCCCCAAAUUCGCCGAAUGCAACGAGACCGAAGAACCAUGCAAGCCCGAAUUAAUAAUACGUGAGAAUCAACCGGCAGAGCUACCAUCAGAUGUCUUUAGAGCUUCCGACAAACCAAACUUAGGGCUUGAAGAACUUCAGCAACUGAAUGUUCGCUCCCGAUUUCAUAUUUUCGAGAAAGCUGGGCACACCGAUAACAGACUUGUUAAUGUUGCAAUGAAUGGUGACGAUUUAAUACGCGGUGCCUCUAUAACGACUAAAAAAAAAAACCUCCAGGAACAAGGUUCACGCGUGAUUGAAGAAGAUUUUUCAAAUUUGGCUCGGGGUUCGAAAAACCAAGGUCAAGACAGAGUUCACGAGUCAGAUAUCAUUAACGAAAGUUUAACAGAUAACGAGAAGCGCAGGAACAUAAGAACAGAUUUAGAUGAUACAAUAAACGAUUUAAAAACACGCUUUGAAUUAGGGAAAGGCAUCUCGAAAGAAGAACGUCGCGAAGAACGAAAACAAGAAAUUCAGAACAUUCGCUCACGUUUGUUCAUGGGUAAACAAGCUCGCAUUAAAGAAAUGUAUCAACAAGCCGUAAUCGAAUCCGAACAUGGUAAAUUAUCAAGCAGAAGUAAGCCAGAUAUAUCUAUAGGCAUUGACGCUCGCUCCUUGAGAGAACGUUUUGAAAGAGGCGAAAUUCUUAAAGAAAAGUCAAUAGACGAAAGUGAUAGUCACAGUCACUCUAGGAAACCAGGAGCGACAUAUCACGAAGCCGACAUCUUUGAAUGCGCUAUAAGUAAAAAAUCGCGCAAAGUUUUUCUUGAAAUGGAUGCUGAUACGGUCGCUAAAAGAGAAACAGCAGCUGCCUCUGAUCAAAGUACAAAAAGGAGACCAUGUUUACCUAAUCUUUGCAAUAGCUCCGAACCGGAGGAGGGCAUAUCAACUUUCAAUACAAAGCAAAACAAUAUAGAUGUGAUAAAGUGCACGGAGAAGCCCGCAGAGGUAUUAGUUCAAACAUCAGAAAUAAGCAAAAAAUUUAAAUUCUUUGAAACAUAUCGCCCCGUUGAGAAUAAGAAACGCAUUUUUCGUAUUACUCCCCCCCGAGAAGGUGUCGUAAACUUGCCUUCGCCAGAAAUGGAAAGAAAAAUUUCCUUAACUAAACAAUCUCUAUCGGAAACUCAUGAUCUUGAACGAUCGCAUAUGACGUCUUUAAUGAUAACCAAAUUCAGAGAAUUAGAAAAUGGCUUACAACCACAUAUUCGCCACGGAUGUUUCCGAACAAUAAAACAUUUGACACCACCUAUCGAACAGAAGAGAAAGUGGGAUGCAGGAAGUGAUUAUGACACUGAUGAUGGCGUGGAUUACGUUAGCAGUGAAGAUAGUAAUGAAAAUGCUGAAGAUAGCGUUAUUUACCUAGAUCAUCAAAUCUUGCGCGAGGCUCAGACGACAACUCGUGCUAAACAACUUUGUGCAAGAUUUGAAAAUUGGCAAGUUGAUGAAAUUGACAGACGAGUAAACGAUGGACCCAUCAACGCUAACCCUAUAUUCGCGUCUGAGGAUAGAACAAGCGAAGGUACAAAAGUGCUUCGUGAACGGUUUGAAAAAUUAAAAAAUGGUGAAAACAAUCAGCCUGUUCGACCUCAUCAACAAGUGAACCGUUUUCUUCAACUCCAACGUUUAUGCAACGAUGACGGAAAACCAAUAAACUGGAACGCAACGCAGUACUAACCAAAUUUCUCGGUCAAAAUUCUUCCUUUUUGGCAUCUUCGUCCAGAAUUGUGGUUUGCGCAAGUGCGUGCAAUAGUUUCCAUUGGUAUUGAAGCACUGAUAAAAGAGCACGUAUGACGGAUAAAAUAGCAAAAGUUAACGAGCCACCUUAAAUCCGCUCUGUUGCAUCACAUGAACGCUUUAUCGCAUGUCAUAUUACUGGAUAUAUAUAUAUAUAGCGCUAUCGAAAACGAAGGUAAUGCAAUGCAGACGUUCAUGCCAAAAUGUAUGUUGAUAUCAUAAAAAUUCGGCUCUAAUGGCACACAGACUUUCGGGUACAAAAUUUUAAAUUGAUACAGGUGCUGAAAGCAGUCAUUCCACCUAUAAUUGCCUAGCAUAAAAAUAUAUCUAUAUGCUAGGUAAUGAAUCAAUUAUUGCGACUUAUGAGGAACCAACAUGAUUUCUGGAUUUUGGACUGAGGCGUAAAUUUACUUGGACUUUCAUCAUCGUGAAUGUCUCCCAACCCAUAACGUGAGUAAAUUUUUUGGAAAAGCAGUGAAGGCUUCCCGACAGUUUCAAACCUAGGCGAUUCCCGUGAGUAAACUUAAAUUCUCCUAAAAAACAGUCUCAAAUUUUGUGAGAUGCACGCAUCUGUCUGACAUCCAUGUAGUAUGGUACAAGGAAGAACGGCGGAAAACGUGCGGCGAUUACAGCCGUCUGACAUUCAUGUAGUAUGGUAAAAAGGAAGAACGAUUGGGAACGUGCGGCAGUUACAGAGGUUCUUAAAGCAUCACUGAACCGGGCCGGUAUCCACUACCUCAAAUCCACGAUUUUCGUCGCUGCACGAUUUUUUCAACAAUUGUUUACCGACGCACAUAUCAUCGCGUGAAGAAAUGCUUAAUAAAUUUUUUAACGCUUCAUAAACUUUGCAUACUACCUGAUGUCGACUUUGCUUCGGUUUAUUAAGACGAUGUUCUAAUAGCAUCGAAAAAUGAAGCAGAUUAUUGAACACUUUUAAAAAAAUCUUUCGAAAAAGGUGAGAACUGCUAACCUUUUAUUCAGAACGGGUAAAUUCAGCCAAACAAUACAAGAGUACACAUGAUAGGGGAUUAUUAGCCUCAUAUAAAGCAGUUAGCUAUUUGAAACAUAUUUUAGAAGGCCGACGGUAUUGUAUUUUUACAGACAAUAAACCGUUAAACAUCGUUUUCUCCAAAACAGAAAAAACUUGAUUGCGGAAAAUUCGUAAAUUGAAUUUUCCAUCGAUCCUCCACAUAUAUAUGAUAUUUGCCUGGUAAUCAAAAUGUCGUUGCUGAUUCAUUAUGAAGCAUUAAAGCAUUAUAUACCGAUAUUGUUAUCAAUUACAAUAUGUCAGUUUUCAGUGAAGAAAGCAAUGAAGCAUUCAAAAAAUUUUUAACUUGAUUAUUAUCUCUCAUAUUUAAGACUCUCUUAUUAUU
This is a messenger RNA of Glossina fuscipes, 4244 nucleotides long. RefSeq lists its product as uncharacterized. Lineage: Eukaryota; Metazoa; Arthropoda; Insecta; Diptera; Glossinidae. Gene Ontology annotation, cellular component: plasma membrane; actin cytoskeleton. The record is from RefSeq and is a predicted model, not a curated record. The coding region runs from base 562 to 2811 and encodes 749 amino acids. Gene Ontology annotation, biological process: actin filament bundle assembly. The transcript is spliced from 12 exons. Gene Ontology annotation, molecular function: actin filament binding.